AUGUCUGGUUUGCAGCCAUUGUACAAUAACCAUGCUUCUUAUCCGUUGCUUCCUCCCGAUAUGUUUGUUACCCAUAUCAUUCUUUCCAAUACGCCAACGCAAGACAAAGCGGUACCGUCAAUUACGAACGAUGUUGACCAAAUCUUUUCGAUACUACCGGUCGGAGAAUUGCCGCCUGUUUCGAGAACCGAGACUGCAACUGUGACGGUCACCUCAGUGACUACACCAGAGCCAACUGAACCAUCCUUGCUCGAGGAGAUCUUCCAGAGCCUCUUACAAAAGCAUUUAGAAUCUUUAUCAAUGGAAGCAAAACAUGCCACAGUCAGUGCCAGUUCAGAACAACAAAGCUCUGCUGAAACAGAGUCAGUGCAAUUGAGCUCAGAGGUUGGACUAGACUAUCCUGCUUUCACAACAGCAGCAUCAGCAUGGGCGGCAGAAAGUGACGCUGAUAAGUUGAAUAUGUCACCGACGCAAGACGUGGAGUCGAUCGCAACGGAAACUCACGAUUCAACUAUCCUUCAAGAGCAGCCGAGGGGCGGAAGAAAGAAGCAACUCAUCAAUCACAAGAGCUCGAAUAAAAUCGAGAUCUUGCCGCAAUUCAGACAUCACGAUAAGGCGCCUGUGGUGGUUGGAAGAGCGUAUGGGAAACCCAAGACAGCUUGGUAUGGUGAUUAUGCGAGGACCCAUACACAAGGUACUUCAUCUGUGGCGGUGGAUUUGGAUCCUGAAAUAACUACCGAUUCCGAAUUAAGUUCGAUUGAGACCUCUUUGGUAACGGAGGUAUCGGCCCUGACGGGACCGACCGUCGAUAUUGAUGAUGGGGGAUCCAUAAGCGGUAAAUCCCACAUGGAGAUGGAAAAUACAAAAUCGUCUGAUCAGGAGCGAACUGAAACUCCAAACAAGUCCACUGCAACUGAAAUUGGUAUGUACCCCACACCCACAACGCAGAUAGACGAGGAGGUCCAGUCUUACGAAGCCACAAUCGAGGCUGUUCCAUCUAGACGACGACCGCCUGCCAGAGGUGUGGCCGCAGAUCUGAAAAUCUCUUCACGAGGCUCAAUUGGUGUCGAUCAGAUCUCUUAUGCCACCGCUGCACCUCGAACUCCAGAGUACAUCAAGUCGACCAGAGACAAACGCAAAAAGACCAAGACCGCCAACAUUUACGACCAUACUCCCUGA
Molecule: messenger RNA, 1179 nt
Organism: Candidozyma pseudohaemuli
Lineage: Eukaryota; Fungi; Ascomycota; Pichiomycetes; Serinales; Metschnikowiaceae
Exons: 3
Coding region: 1-1179 (392 amino acids)
Source: RefSeq, a predicted model, not a curated record